AAUGUCUCGCCUCGAUGCUAAAAAGCCCUCAUUAUGUACCAGCGAACCUUUGACUAAGGAAGCCGUUAGCUGUGUUCUGUCUGUGUUCAGUGAAAUAGUCAAGUCUUGCUAUGGCCCCACAGGUAGGUUUAAACAGCUCCACAAUGGUAUGGGAGGAUAUGUCCGCACCACAUCGCAGUCAUCCGCGUUGCUCGGUGGCCUCUGCAUCACCCACCCGGUGCUAAGACUUCUGACAGCCUCCGUGCAGAGUCACCUCUCGUGUUUUGGCGACUGCGGCUUAUUCACGGCCAUUCUCUGCUGCAGCCUGCUUGAAAAAAUCCGAGCCUUGAACGUUCCUCCGUGCACUUCCAUUAAAAUCAGCCAGCACCUCUUGAGCCUGUGCGUCGACUAUCUCUCAUCCGAAGCGUGCGGCUGUAGAAUGCCGGUGGAUUUCGGCAGCUCCAAGAUCCCUCUCUGUUUGGUGCGCAGUGUGCUGACCAGCAAACGGGCCUGCAUGCUUAGCAGGAGCGAGGCAGAUCAUAUCAGCACUCUGGUGCUAAAGGCCUUUGUGUUGACCAUCAUCCCACAAAACACGGAGAGCAGCGUUGCGUUCGGGAAAUGUCUUUAUAUACCUGUGAAAGCUAGGAGAGCUAUGGAUUCUGCGGUCUAUCCUGGACUUCUGAUUGAAACACCCGACUUGAAUCUGACCGCAGAGCUUCCCGUCAGAACAGCUACUUCGUGCGCAAUCAAGAUGGCGCUUUUCUCUCUGUCCCUGUCAGGAGACUUGUCCGACACGGGAGAAGGAGCCAUCUUUGUCCAUCGAAGAGUGUGUCUGGAAGCGGAAGUCAUAGGCCGGUUGCUCAAUUUAGGCAGACAAAUGGUAGACGAUGGUGUGAGCCUUGUGGUGUGUCAAAAGGUUAUCCACCCAGCCUUGAAGCAGUACUUGAAGGAGAAACAUGUUGUGGCUGUAGAAAGAGUUGGGGCGGCAGUGAUGGAGCCGCUGCAGCAAAUGACAGGUUCUCAGCCAAUGCCUUCUUUGCAAUUUCUGUCCCCUGCUUGCUAUGGCCGCCUGAAGGACUUGCGGGCCGAGUCGUUUGCUUCAAAACGGUUCCUGCAUCUAAUCCCUGACAACCCGGUUGUCUGCAGCUUGGUGCUCUGUAGCAGGAAUGAAACUGCAUGGGAGGAGCUGAGGCUGGCUUGUCAAACGGCGGAGCAUGUUUUGCAGUUAACUGUCUCCAACCCCUGGGUACUGUUAGGUGGCGGCUGUACAGAAACUCAUUUGUCCUCCUACAUAAGGCACAAGAGUUGUGCUGUGACAUGCAGCACCUUGGAAAAUUUGUGCUGCUCUCGGCCAGAGUUCCAGUUGGUGGCCGAUGCCUUUUGCGACUCGCUAGAAUCUGUGUCUCGCUGCCUAGAGCAUGACAGCGGUGACGUUCUCACCGAUACAAAAUGGGGACAUUUUUGGAGUGUUCCACCUGAUGUUCCUAGUGGGUCCGAUUGGUCUGACGUCGUAGUUCAGAGGUGCGGCUGUGGCCUUUGUGACCUGCAGCAAGGUCUCGGUUGGAAGAUCCUGCAACACCGUUCUCUUCCUUUCCCCCCUCAGAGUUGUGUUAGCGAGUCUUCCAUAACCUCCACCGACAAUCCCGUUCUGGACUGCUUUGCGGCGAAAAGGAACGGCCUACAAGUUGCCGUCGAGACAGCCAGUCUGCUUUUAGAUCUGUCCUAUAUCGUGGAAGAUCGUGAUUAGGUUUUGUUUGCAAGUGUUUCUGCGUUCCACAUGUGCUUGCAUUCAGUGGUUUCCCCACCCCAUCCCAUCUCCUUGCCCCCACUGAAAAACCUCUUGAGGGACCUGUCCGGAAGAAACAUUUGACUUCGCACAAGGAGCUGCAGUUGGAAAAGUACGUCAGCUCCUCCCGCACAACUGAAGGCUCUUUGCACAUGCACAAGAUCUUCUUUGGAUCACUGCCUCCAUCCUUAGGAUGGUUGCUUUCAAAAAUGGGAACAGACGGCUGCAGAAAUUGGAACAAAUCAAAACAUGUAUUUUUUUCCUUUUGAAAAAAAUAAAUAAAUACUUAUUUAAUAAAUACAUUGUAAUAAAACCUUUCUCUAGGAAGUUUUACAGACUGAUGGGCCAGAAUGCAGCGAUGCAACGGUGGCAGUUAAUGGAGGUUUGUUACCUUACUUGGCUGAUGAAAUAACAGCUUAAAACCAUCCGAUGGGUUAGUCAUGUAUUAAAAGCAGGUUACAAAAUGAACUGUGUGUCGCAUGCAAUGUCAGCUGUAGAAUUCCUGUAUGGCAAGGCAGCUCGGAACAUUGGAUGAAUCUAUAAAGCCAAUAUUAGUAAGGGGACGCUUCAAUUCUGCUAAAAUUGUCGAAAAAUGCAAAAGGCGGUAUCGAACGAUGCACAAUUUCACUGGCAUAAUGGUACCUCCAUUUUCUCUCCUCCCCCUUCUGUGGGAACAGGAGAGAGAAAGGAAUUUCCAUCAAGGGCAUGGAGGUCUGUUGAGCAAGUGGAGCUGGAGUUUUGUACACAGCCCCAAAUCUCUUUUCAGGCCUAAUUCAUGAUGCAAACAUCUAGCUUUUCCUGAUGUCGUUUAUGUUUGAUGGUUAUAUUUUGUCAAUAAAAUGACAUCUCUUCUGCUUGCUGCUGUUGCCAAUUUCUUUGUAGGCCAAUAUGGAUGGUUUCCUUACUAGAAAUUAAGAAUAAAUCUUGUGUGUGUGUGUGUGUGUGUGUGUUCGUUCCUUAUAGGCUUUUAAAUUAGCCAUUUUGAAUCCAGUAAUGCUGUAUGGUUGAAGAUGGGAUCUGAAGUAAUAAUCCCAUAUAUUAUGUUAAUUUCCUCAGAUAAUUAUCACCAUACCUGAAACCUAGAUUUCAAAAACAUGAUUCACCCGUUGAAGGCUGCAGUUGUACAGUCCAGAAUUAAAAUACCUAAAUGACACCCAUGAUAUUGCAGGAAAAGUAGAAGUCUGGGAACACAACCCUUAAUUGUUGAACAGACUUUUGAUUGAGAAAUAUAUGCAUUCUUUGCUGGCCAAACAAUCUUUAAACGGAACCAGAGUUCAGAGGUUUACCAGCAGCCAGAGACUUAAAUAUCUGCACUCCAACAGCUGAAUCAAAACCCGAGAGGGCUUUGUAGGUGAAACUCUUAAUGGCUCCCUGUUCCAUAUGUCAGCCACAUUUUAAAAAUAAAAUAAAGGUGAUGAUCAAAAAUGUACAGGGACCUGUUGUUUAAGAGGGGAGAGAGUUUUUUAAAAAAAUCCCGUGGGACAUGACCUUCCUUAAUGGAGCUCUAAAUAAGAACAGAAAUUAUUUUCUCACAAUAUCCAUUUUUAAAAAAGGCAAAGAAUAGAACAAAACAGGUUGCUACAAAUAACAUUUUUUUAUUUGUCCAAGUGGAAAAAGUUGCCUCUAUUUUUGGAACCUUGGUGGG
Zootoca vivipara (common lizard) is the source of this 3410-nucleotide messenger RNA. The record is from RefSeq and is a predicted model, not a curated record. NCBI's taxonomy places the organism in Eukaryota, Metazoa, Chordata, Lepidosauria, Squamata, Lacertidae.